CGGGUUCUGGCGGCUCGCAAAUCAGCCUUUUUACUAAAUUCACUUGGGAAAUUCCAGGAAUCAAGCUCCAUACUCGAGUAUGCAGUUAACUUGAUGCCAAGUGUCAAUCUACAAGCCUUAAAACGAGAUGACCAGCAGCAUAGACUGUCGGAACUCUCAGGGCUUGCGUCAGAUGCUGCUUCUAUGGCUCUUCGGGCCGGGAGAGAAGCGUACGAUAGUCUCAAGUUAUUGGAACUUGGUCGUGGGAUUAUGAUGGGCUUUUCAAUCGACUCAAGAUCUGAUGUUUCGGAUCUUAAAACCGACCACCCGCUCGAAUAUGACCAAUUUCACCGUCUUCGAAUUGAGAUUGACUCUGCGAUGAACGAAACAAGCUACGGGGGCGAUGGAAUACCGGAUCAAGGUCAAAAUCGUUCUACAUCCCAACGUUGGGAGGCUGUCAAUGAAAUGGAAGCUAUCCUAGCACGCAUCCGUAUGUUACCUGGUUAUGGUGGAUUCCUUCUCCCACCUUCCCAGGAGGCUCUUAAGGAUAUGGCAGUAGAUGGCCCCAUCGUUGUCUUCAACAGCACUCUUUACGGGAGCCACGCCAUAAUUGUCACCACCUCCGCUAUAACUUCCUUAGAACUUCCGGAACUGAAUCACGAAAAAAUAGACCACUGGAUGAAGCAAUUGGCUAGUUUUGGGGAAUCAUGGGGGAUUAAGCGGGGCCAGUAUAAUAAACAGAUGAAAGACCUCCUCGUGUGGUUAUGGGAUGCAGCCGUAGGGCCUGUUUUUGAUGACCUUGAACGCAGCGGGACGAUUGUCAGCAAGGGUGCUCAUGACACUAAUCUGAAGCGAAUUUGGUGGAUUGGGACCGGACAAUUAAGCAUGGCACCUUUCCAUGCAGCUGGUGACCAUUCGCGAGGGUCAACCCGUAACACUUUAAGCCGGGCCAUCUCAACAUAUAUUCCGACAAUCAAAGCCCUCAAUUAUGCACGUCAAGCACAACUUCAACUAUUCGGCGGGCAUAGGGUUCUACUUUCAGGGGAACACACCAAAAAAGCCGAAAUUGCCGAAAAGCGGGAUCCCCGCUUACUUCUCGUUCCUAUGCCGAAAACACCCGGUAAGACAAGUUUACCAGGUGUCGAUAAAGAAGUUCGAUAUUUAGUUGAUUCCACCUCUAAAAUUCCAAUUGAGACCACCGUAUUGAGCAACCCAACACCAGCCGAAGUCCUCAAGCAAGCUCAGCAACAUGACAUUGUCCACUUUGCCUGCCACGGAGUGUCCGACAUGAACCCUUCAAACAGUCACCUGGUUCUGCUCACGCCGGAUGGAAAUGAUGCAGAUAAGUUGCUAGCUCGAGAUAUAUCGAAUAUGGUUGCACAGAACGCGCAGCUUGCGUAUCUCUCCGCCUGCUCCUCGGCCAAAAACCAAUCCACCGAAUUAGCCGACGAAGUCAUACAUCUAGCCAGUGCAUUUCAGCUUGCAGGGUUCAGCCACACUCUAGCAAACCUAUGGGAAACUGGUGACCACCCUUCCAGUGAAGUCGCAAGAGAUUUCUACAACUUUCUUUUCCAAUAUCAAGGAAACGGCAAUGAGCACCGAUGGGUCUCUGAAGCUUUUCAUAAAGCUGUGAAGAAAUUUCGGGAC
Tuber aestivum (summer truffle) is the source of this 1626-nucleotide messenger RNA. NCBI's taxonomy places the organism in Eukaryota, Fungi, Ascomycota, Pezizomycetes, Pezizales, Tuberaceae. The record is from the annotation of a GenBank genome assembly.